Molecule: messenger RNA, 228 nt
Organism: Phyllostomus hastatus (greater spear-nosed bat)
Lineage: Eukaryota; Metazoa; Chordata; Mammalia; Chiroptera; Phyllostomidae
Product: small nuclear ribonucleoprotein E-like
Exons: 1
Coding region: 22-228 (68 amino acids)
Biological process (GO): mRNA splicing, via spliceosome; spliceosomal snRNP assembly
Cellular component (GO): U1 snRNP; U4 snRNP; U4/U6 x U5 tri-snRNP complex
Source: RefSeq, a predicted model, not a curated record
GCCCAAAGAGUGCAGAAGGUGAUGGUGCAGCCCAUCAACCUUAUCUUCAAGUACUUGCAGGACAGAUCUCAGAUUCAGCUGUGGCUUUAUGAGCAAGUGAGUGUAUGGAUAGAGGGCUGUGUCAUUGGUGCAGAAGAGAUUCAUUCUAAAACAAAGUCAAGAAAACAACUAGGUCAGAGCAUGCUAAAAGGAGAUAAUAAUAUUCUGCUCCAAAGUGUCUCCAUCUAG